AAAGAACAAAACAAAACAAAACAAAGGGAGAGCACCUGUGCUAAAUCAAGGACAUCUUCAUCCCUCCCAGCAGGAUGUUCAGACACAAAACCUUCUUCUUCUUCUUCUUCUUCUUCUUCUUCUUCAUCCUCCAUCUCCUAAUCCCCUCUUCUUCUUCUUCUUCUUCUUCUUCAGUCGUUGGCAAGCUCUGUCGGCCAAGGCUGUGUGGAAACCUCACUGUGAAGCACCCCUUUGCUCUUGAAAGGAAUUGCUCCUCUUCAUCUCCAUCACAUGUCCUUGUCUGCCACGACCAGAACCUCUAUCUAGUCCUUAUCGACAAAGGCGUCUUUCAUGUAUCAGCAAUCGACUACGACGCUGAGAGCUUAGGAUUGGGCAAGUACCCUUUGGAGCAGGGGAAACCAAAAAGCGGGGUUUGGGAGCUGAAGUUCGGGGAAGUAAGUUCCUUCACCGUGCCCACUCACCUUCCGAAUGUGUGCGAGGAGUGCACGAAGCCCCACGGAAAUUGUGGCAUAGGGCUCAGAUGCAUUUGCUACCCAAAGAGAUGCAAAAACCAGAUAUUUUCUGGAGGUGCUCGUAAGCAUCAUGUGGAAGCUGGAUCUGCUGUCGCAUUUCUUAUAGUUAUAAUGACCCUGUUGCCUAUGCUGCUGUUUUGAGUUCCCAAGCUAGCAGUUGUCACGGAGAUGCUUUCGUUUCCAUGUCCUUGUAAGUAGAUUUUUCGUUUCUGCAACUUUAGUUUCUUAGUCUCUAUGCGAGCUCUGGAUGAAUGAUGACGGGGUCCAGACGACUACACUUGUUUAACUCUACGGUUAUAAUACGCUUCUUACUUUUAUGUCUUAUGAUUACUUUGCAAAGAA
Molecule: messenger RNA, 854 nt
Organism: Nymphaea colorata (pocket water lily)
Lineage: Eukaryota; Viridiplantae; Streptophyta; Magnoliopsida; Nymphaeales; Nymphaeaceae
Exons: 2
Coding region: 75-653 (192 amino acids)
Molecular function (GO): polysaccharide binding
Source: RefSeq, a predicted model, not a curated record